Messenger RNA from Xiphophorus maculatus (southern platyfish), 2303 nucleotides. RefSeq names its product putative nucleotidyltransferase FAM46A. The record is from RefSeq and is a predicted model, not a curated record. NCBI's taxonomy places the organism in Eukaryota, Metazoa, Chordata, Actinopteri, Cyprinodontiformes, Poeciliidae. The transcript has 2 exons. Gene Ontology annotation, biological process: mRNA stabilization. Gene Ontology annotation, molecular function: RNA binding; poly(A) RNA polymerase activity. The coding region runs from base 214 to 1392 and encodes 392 amino acids.
GGUGAGGGGAGACGGUCACGAAGAGCGGCGGCUGCUUGUAGGAGAUGUCCGCUGGCUUUUGAGUAAACUUUCCAAAACACCGAGGCGGUUCUGGAUCUUUCUGUGAAGGGAAGCGACGCUCGAGCCGCUGUCGUUUUAACUCUCCCGCCACCAUCCCAGCGCGCGAGAGGAGUGCUCGUGCCCCGCAGCAGUGUCCAUCGACCCCCGGUCGUCAUGUCGUCCGGUGAUGCCCCGGAGCAGAGUCGGCGGCUCAGCGUCCUGUCUUGGGAUCAGGUGCGCCGCUUGGACUCCAUCCUCGGGGAGAGCGUUCCCAUCCACGGCCGCGGAAACUUCCCUACGCUCUCCGUGAAGCCCCGACAGAUCAUUCAGGUGGUCAGAGCUCGACUGGAGGAGAAGGGCGUGGCUGUGCGUGAUGUGAAGCUGAACGGCUCUGCAGCCAGCCACGUGCUUCACCAGGACAACGGCCUCGGCUACAAAGACCUGGACCUAAUAUUUGGCCUCCGUCUUUCUGACGAUAAAACAUUUCGCCUGGUGAAGGACGUGGUGCUGGACUGCCUGGUGGACUUCCUGCCUGAAGGCGUGUGCAGGGAGAGAAUCACGGCCCUGGCCCUGAAGGAGGCGUACGUGCAAAAACUCGUGAAAGUUUGCAACGACACAGAUCGCUGGAGCCUCAUCUCGCUGUCCAACAACACUGGCAAGAACGUGGAGCUAAAGUUCGUCGACUCCCUGAGGAGGCAGUUCGAGUUCAGCGUGGACUCCUUUCAGAUCUCGCUGGACUCGUUGCUGCUCUUCGACCGUUGCUCGGAGACGGCAAUGUCCGAGACCUUCCACCCUAGCGUGCAGGGUGAGAGCAUGUACGGAGACUUUGAGGAAGCCCUGGAACACCUCUGCUCCAGAACUAUCGCCACCCGAAGCCCCGAAGAGAUCCGGGGCGGCGGCCUGCUCAAGUACUGCCACCUGCUGGUGCGCAGCUUCCGUCCGUCUUCGGAGAGCCACAUGAAGCAGAUGCAGCGCUACAUGUGCUCGCGCUUCUUCAUCGAUUUUCCCGACAUAUGCGAGCAGCAGCGGAAGCUAGAGGCGUAUCUCCAAAACCACUUUGUGGGAAUCGAGCACAAGCGCUACGAGUACCUGCUGACGCUGAGGCAGGUGGUGGACGAAAGCACUGUGUGUCUGAUGGGCCAUGAGCGGCGCCAGACGCUGGCUCUGAUAUCCGCUCUGGCACUGCGUGUCAUGGCCGAACACAACGCCAUCCCUGCCCUGUCUAACAUCACCUGCUACUACCAGCCUGCUCCCUACGUCAGAGACGUCAACUUCAGCAACUACUACGUGGCACAGGUUCAGUCCAUGUCCGUGCGCAAUAACUCUUACCAGACAUGGCUGCCUUGCAGCUGAGGAGCAUCAUUAGGAAUAUGUGAACAUCUUUUUGUUUGACCUUUAAGUUGUUAUAAGGUGAGCAUGUGUUAUUGUUUUGUUUUCCCCGCUGCCUCCCUAACAAGUGUCGGUGUUGCAUUCUGGCUCUGGUUCUCCUGGAUCAGCUGAGAUUCUGGGUGGUACGGGUCGCACAGCUUACAGACCCAGUGGAUGUAAAAUAUCACCAACUAGUACUAAACUGAUGAGUCAGGCUGAGGCUUGGGCCAGCCUGAUGUUCUUACAGUAUAACAUGUGGCGUAAUGUAAGGCUAUUUAUACAGAAAUAAAACAAACAAUCUGAAGUGAUUAAAUUGCUUAGACUACCAGAUAGCAUAUUAGUAAUGCCAUCCGUUAUAGCGUUAUCUAUAACUCAUGUUUUUAUUUUGAUUCAGAGACUUAAGGAAAUAUAUGAAAUAAACUCCCAAAACAUUUAGUACGAGUUUAAGGGCAAAUAUGGUUAUUGGAAAUAAAUCCUGUAUCUUUCUGCUACUCUGAUAUUGUAUUAAACUGAUAUUCGCUGGUCAGGCCCAUCCAUACCACCAUCCAUCCGUCUGUUUGCCAUAGCAGGGUGGUGAGGGAUCUGGUGUCUAUGUCCAGUGACCUUUGAGUGACAGACUGGGUACAGCCUAGACAGAACGCCAGUCCAUCUCAGGACUAGUUACAUAAUACCAUCGUCUUAAUAAGAGUGAUGGGUUGCGCUUCUUUGUUUUCAUUACAUUUGUGACAAAAAACAAACAGCCAGAUUGGCCUUCCUAGUACAUGUUGGGAUCCUGUAGGACCCUUCUACAGAGCUGAGCUGCCUGUUGAUGUGUAUUUAACACGUACCUAGGAUUGUUUCAGAAGCACUAGGCCUGUCACGAUAGCAAAUUUUGCUCAACGAUUAAUUGUCUCAAA